Molecule: messenger RNA, 1526 nt
Organism: Ochotona princeps (American pika)
Lineage: Eukaryota; Metazoa; Chordata; Mammalia; Lagomorpha; Ochotonidae
Gene: CCZ1
Product: CCZ1 homolog, vacuolar protein trafficking and biogenesis associated
Exons: 15
Coding region: 64-1503 (479 amino acids)
Biological process (GO): vesicle-mediated transport
Cellular component (GO): intracellular membrane-bounded organelle; Mon1-Ccz1 complex
Source: RefSeq, a predicted model, not a curated record
GCGAGGCGGAAGCGCGGUCUCCUCGGCGCAGGGUCGGGGCGGGCUGAGGGAGGCCGGGCCGGGAUGGCGGCGGCGGCCGGGGCCGGGACCUGGGCUGCUCAGGAGAAGCAGUUCCCGCCGGCCCUGCUGAGCUUCUUCAUCUACAACCCGCGCUUCGGGCCCCGCGAGGGAGAGGAGGAAAAUAAGAUCUUGUUCUAUCACCCAAAUGAAGUGGAAAAGAAUGAGAAGAUCAGGAACGUUGGGCUGUGUGAGGCCAUUGUGCAGUUCACGAGAACCUUUAGUCCUACAAAGCCGGCAAAGUCGUUACACACGCAGAAGAACAGGCAGUUUUUCCAUGAGCCGGAGGAGAACUUCUGGAUGGUCAUGGUUGUUCGGAAUCCUAUCAUUGAGAAGCAGAGUAAAGAUGGAAAGCCUGUUGUGGAGUACCAGGAGGAGGAGUUGUUGGACAAGGUGUACAGUUCAGUGCUACAGCAGUGCUACAGCAUGUACAAGCUCUUCAAUGGGACGUUUCGAAAAGCCAUGGAAGAUGGUGGUGUGAAGCUCCUGAAGGAGAGGCUGGAGAAGUUCUUUCAUCGGUAUUUGCAAACACUGCACUUACAGUCAUGUGACCUGCUGGACGUGUUCGGUGGCAUCAGCUUCUUCCCGUUGGAUAAAAUGACUUACUUGAAAAUCCAGUCCUUCAUCAACAGAAUGGAAGAAAGCCUGAAUAUAGUCAAGUACACCGCGUUCCUCUAUAACGACCAGCUCAUCUGGAGUGGACUAGAACAGGAUGACAUGAGAAUCCUGUACAAAUACCUCACCACCUCCCUGUUUCCCAGGCACAUGGAACCUGAGUUGGCAGGAAGGGAUUCUCCGAUAAGGGCAGAAAUGCCAGGGAAUCUGCAACACUACGGAAGGUUUCUUACUGGACCCUUGAAUCUGAAUGACCCAGAAGCAAAAUGCAGAUUUCCCAAAAUUUUUGUCAACACAGACGAUACCUAUGAAGAGCUCCAUUUAAUUGUUUAUAAGGCCAUGAGUGCAGCCGUGUGCUUCAUGAUUGACGCCUCCACCCAGCUGACGGUGGACUUCUGCAGGAGGCUGGACAGCAUCGUGGGGCCCCAGCUCACAGUCCUGGCCUCCGAUGUCUGCGAGCAGUUUAACAUCAACAAGAGAAUAUCCGGGUCUGAGAAGGAGCCCCAGUUCAAGUUCAUCUACUUCAACCACAUGAACCUGGCCGAGAAGAGCACCAUCCACAUGCGCAAGACCCCCAGCGUGUCCCUCACGUCCGUGCCGCCCGACCUCAUGAAGAUCCUUGGGGACAUCAACAGUGACUUCACGAGAGUGGAUGAGGAUGAAGAGAUCAUCGUGAAAGCCAUGAGCGACUACUGGGUGGUCGGCAAGAAGUCGGACCAGCGGGAGCUCUAUGUUAUUUUGAGUCAGAAAAACGCAAACCUGAUUGAAGUCAAUGAAGAGGUGAAGAAGCUGUGUGCGACGCAGUUCAACAACAUCUUCUUCCUGGACUGACCCCGGGGCUCGGCCGCCUCCCG